CUUCCCGGCUCCCGUAGUUAAAAAAAAAACGUUACCCAGCAACGAGCUAAAACAACCAGAACCAUCGGCACCAGUUGGAAGAUACUCCCAACGACGCGGAGGCCUCGCCUUUUUCCUUCCCGUGUCCUAUUCUCCCGGCAUCGCCGACACUCCGGGAAUCUGGGGCGGACCGGGAACCUAGGCAGCGGGUUUUGGGAGAAUCUGGAACGUUGGCGCUCGACGUCCCACCCACGGUUUGACCAGUCUUCCCCCCGGUGCCAUAGGCAGUUCUUCCCAAGGAGAUGUCGAUUCCAUUCUCAAACACCCACUGCCGAAUUCCUCAAGGAUUUGGAAAUCUUCUUGAAGGGCUGACACGGGAGAUUCUGAGGGAGCAACCGGAAAAUAUACCAGCUUUUGCCGCAGCAUACUUUGAGAACCUUCUAGAGAAAAGAGAGAAAACCAACUUUGAUCCAGCAGAAUGGGGGGCUAAGCUAGAUGACCGCUUCUAUAACAACCACGCAUUCAAGGACCAAGAACAAUCUGAGGAAUAUGAACAAGAAAUGGCCAAGGCAUCUGGGAGAGACGAAGCACCAGUUACUGACUUAGAGUCUUCUGAGGAAGAUAAAGAAAAGGAGGAGUGUGCUGCUCUCAAAAUCCAAUCAGUCUUCCGGGGACACAUUGCCAGAGAAGAGGCUGCUCCUUCUCAAGCUUUUUCUGUGUGCUCGUCAACUCCAACCACUGAUCACUGAAGAUCCUCCUGACUCAGUCAUUGGGCUCCUCUUUAAAGCUCACCUGCCCAUGUCAUUCAGUCUACUGACUUCAUAACCAUCCCCGUAUGAUUGUUCGAGACCUUUCUCCCUCCAGCUCCAACUUUGUACAUCCAACUACCUACUUAACAUUCCUAUUUGAAUGUCUCAAGAAGCCCUGUCCAAAACAGCUCCUAAUAUUGCCCACUCCCCAAACUGCAAUUCUCUGUGUUUCCCACCUUGGAAAACAGUGUUUUGUAUGGA
This is a messenger RNA of Nannospalax galili (Upper Galilee mountains blind mole rat), 989 nucleotides long. RefSeq names its product sperm autoantigenic protein 17 (gene Spa17). Gene Ontology annotation, cellular component: cytoplasm; sperm principal piece; membrane. Gene Ontology annotation, biological process: binding of sperm to zona pellucida. The coding region runs from base 282 to 728 and encodes 148 amino acids. The record is from RefSeq and is a predicted model, not a curated record. The transcript is spliced from 6 exons. Gene Ontology annotation, molecular function: calmodulin binding. NCBI's taxonomy places the organism in Eukaryota, Metazoa, Chordata, Mammalia, Rodentia, Spalacidae.